Cynara cardunculus var. scolymus (artichoke) is the source of this 1635-nucleotide messenger RNA. RefSeq names its product serine/threonine-protein kinase CDG1-like. Gene Ontology annotation, molecular function: protein tyrosine kinase activity; ATP binding. The record is from RefSeq and is a predicted model, not a curated record. Bases 1 to 1635 code for a protein of 544 amino acids. NCBI's taxonomy places the organism in Eukaryota, Viridiplantae, Streptophyta, Magnoliopsida, Asterales, Asteraceae. The transcript is spliced from 9 exons. Gene Ontology annotation, biological process: protein phosphorylation.
AUGCCAACUUUCGAGCUUCUUUUGAGUCCGUUUUCUUCUUUUCCUGAUUAUAUGCUGAAAACCUCAUUAACUGUUGGAACCUCGCUGUAUCAGAAUGUCAUGCUCAGUGAUUGGCAAAAAGUUGAGAAGGUUGACAUAGAAGUGAAGAUUACUUGUGGAACUCCUACUAAAAAGAUUAUUCAACAGGAGGCUUCAGCAUGUAAUGCAACAUGGGUCAUCCUUGAUAGGCAUUUGAAACGGGAUGAGAAGUUUUACCAAGGUCAAAUCCUUUGCAAGCUUGCAUUAGUUGCAGAUGAUUGGAGCAUAAGGAUUUUGACCACUGAGCCCACUACUGGCACAGAUAACACCGAGAUUAAAGUGGUUCUUUACAGGUCAAAGCAUGUUCAGUUGUCAGCUCCACCGGACACGGAAAAUGUGGACCAGUCAAUUAUCUCUCAUAGUUACUCUGCAUCCUUUGGUUCAUUUGAAAACCUUGAAAUGCCUUCAAAGAAACAUCUGACUUCAUUGAUGCAUAAGUCGUGGGGUCAAGGUUCCAUAUUAACUGACGAUAUUCAUUGUGCAUCAAAGCAAGACGGAUCAGGUAGCCUAUCUCGAGCUGGAAAUAAGCAUAGCAAUGCUUCACUGAUCAUUGGAACAAGUCCUAGGAGAAAGAGAUCGUCUACUACCCCUGUUCUAUGUGAUGCUUGUGGGAUGACGACAGAAUUGUAUAUCAAAGAAUCCAUGAAAUUUAGUUUCUCAGAGAUACAUCUUGCAACAAAUUAUUUUUCGGAUGAGAAUUUGCUAGGUGAAGGAGGUUAUGGUCGAGUUUACAAGGGUCAGCUCAGUGAUGGGCAGAUCAUUGCUGCUAAGGUGCGGAAACAAGCCAGCACACAAGGAUUUGAAGAAUUUCAUUCCGAAAUAUAUGUUCUGAGUUUUGCACGACACAGAAACAUUGUGGUGCUGUUGGGUUAUUGCUGCAAGGAAAACAUUAACAUAUUGGUUUAUGAAUAUAUCUGCAAUAGAUCACUUGAGUGGCAUCUCUUUGAUCAAUCAGCAAAUGGUCUUGAAUGGCAUCAAAGACAUGCAAUAGCUAUAGGGACUGCCAAAGGAUUGAGAUUUCUUCAUGAAGAGUGUCGCAGUAGUCCAAUCAUUCAUCGGGAUCUUCGACCAAGCAAUAUAUUGCUCACACAUGACUUCGUGCCUAUGUUAGGUGACUUUGGCCUUGCAAAAUGGAAGACAAAUGAUUCUCCUAUUCAGACUAGAAUACUUGGUACAUUGGGUUAUCUUGCGCCAGAGUAUGCAGAGAAUGGUAUGGUUUCUGUGAGAACAGAUGUUUACGCAUACGGCAUUACUCUUAUACAACUAAUAUCAGGACGAAAGGCUGUUAGUUCAAAUAGUGAAGAUCACCAUCAAUCCCUGAGACAAUGGGCGGAACCAUUAGUUGAGAGCCUUGCUUUGCAUGAUCUAAUUGAUCAACGCUUGGGUGAUUCAUAUGACCCCUUUGAACUGUAUCACAUGGCCAAAACAGCGUAUUUGUGUGUGAAAGUUGACCCUGAGAAACGUCCAUCCAUGGGAGAGGUUGUGCAGCUUCUCGAAGGGGAAACCGACCAUUUCAAAAAUUUGACGGACCAGUUUCUCCCACAUUACAACCAUUGA